This is a messenger RNA of Drosophila nasuta, 585 nucleotides long. RefSeq lists its product as uncharacterized. Lineage: Eukaryota; Metazoa; Arthropoda; Insecta; Diptera; Drosophilidae. Bases 1 to 585 code for a protein of 194 amino acids. The record is from RefSeq and is a predicted model, not a curated record. The transcript is spliced from 2 exons.
AUGCGUGCACUGUCGUUCACUAGCUUGUAUCUCCUUCUACUUGGCAUCCUACUGAGGUGUUCCUCGUCAUCUGCCUGGCGUUCUUUCAAAGUCGUCUUUACGCGCUUUGAAUUCGAACCAAAUGCCAAGUUUUUGGAUGUGAGAUUAGAAGUUGAGAAUGAUGAUGAAAACAGCGCAUUGAAUGCAGUUAUCAAUGUACUUCAACCACUGGAUGAUGUAGAACUAUCGAUAAGCAUUGGUCUGCAAGGUGAACUGGGAAAUUAUACAAAUAUCGUCAGUAGAAGUACAAACUUCUGCAAAAUGUUAAAGGAUCGCAGUGCCGAGCCUUUGACACGUAUUAUCUAUCAGGACAUGCUGCGAUUUGGCAAACUCUUCAAGGAAUGUCCCCUGCCAAAAGGCACUUAUACACUGCGGGGCUAUCACAUUGAUGAGGAACUGUUGCCAAGUUUUCUGCCAGAGACGAACUUUCAGUUUGGCCUACAAUUGACACAGGCCAAAGGUCAGGAGAUCUUUCAUGGCACGCUUCAUGGACGCAUCGAUAAAUCGAAAGGUUUCAACAAUCUAAAAAUGUUCAGCUUGGGUUGA